GUGAACGAAUGCAUUGAGUUCGAGCAGGUUUUCCGGUCGCUUCGCCUGUUGAAAAUGCCUUAUUUGACGAAGAAAUAUUGCUCAGAACGGCCAGAAGAGUCGCGUGGAUUGCGUUGGUGGAGCGGACGCCGCGAAACAACGCGGCUGGUGGUCGAAGCGAGGUUUUCGGAAUUCGCAAAAAGCGCUGGGCAAAAUCGCCUCUCGAAAGGCUCCAGCCGCGUUGCGCAUUUCCUCUUUCCUGGCUCGAAACUGUUCCCAAGUUGGCUAUUCAAAACGCAGCAGAAGUCAUAUACGUGACGUCCCGUGCGGCCUGACCACAAAAUGCAACCUCACCAUGUGUCUGGUGCCUGAAUUCUUCAGGUGUAUACCCAGGCAGCGCGUCGUGUACAUCCACGUGCGUUGACUUACGGCUGUUGUGUUCAGGUGGUCACCGUUGUUCAUGUGCAACAUCUGUUUCGCACUCUGCCGCACUGCGGCGUCCGCCACUACUUUUGUUGUCGAACUAGAGCUCGUGUACACGCUUCAUCAGCAAAUGUAAGCGGAGCUCUUCCGUGGUUUCGGUACGGCUCAAGUACGUCCGCUCCGAACGUGCCCGGCUGUGCCGCGUUGUUUUUUGAACACAAGCGCCUACUUGUUCCUCGGAUGCAGUUCCUUUUCGAUCCAGGAGCAUCCCCUCCGGAGACGAAAGACGAAACGCUACCCCAGGUUCUGUGGUCUUCCGUGGCAUUUCGAGACGAGCUGUCCCGGACAGAAAUACCGGGAAAGCUCUGGAGUCCAUGCACACAGUAGCGACUUCGCAGGAGGCGUCCUCCAAACGAAGGGAAAGCCGUGUGAGUGGAAAACAUUUGGAAAAAAUAUGAGAUAGGGGUUCCAGGACAAACGGGAACUUGAGGAAGAGGUGCGGCAGGCAGCAGCGUGCCGCCCAAGGGAGCCACGAGACAGCUUUCUGUUGAUGGUGCACGGUGACGGUGGAACGAGGAAGGAGGGCACAGAGAUAGAGGAAGCAGAGGAAGUGAAACGCGUCGUAAAUGAGGCAAAGGAAAACGACAGCUGGCACAGAGGCAAAAACAAUGAUUUCGCAUGAGGUCGCGUGGACAAGUCUUGCACAAAGUGUAGGGUGGAGACUUCUUUGAAUUUCAUUUAGGCAAAAUGCUGGCGCGAGACACUGUCUGCCGUGUCGUCUGCAGAAAACUGAAGAGCAGGAAGCCAUGACGAAAAGAUUCCUCCCCGACCGUGAUGCCGCUGCUCUUUCCGAUGCUGGCUGUCCUCUUGUCAACCGUUUUUUCCGCCCUCUCUUCUGCGACGCCGUCUCUCGCGCUUUCUUCAUCCUGUCCUCGCAUUCUUUCGCCUUAUUUCGCCCUCCCUCGCCGAGCUGGAGAAGCCAUUUCUGCGCCCUCUCUUGUCCAGUCCACAACGGUCCAGAAGGGAAGGAAAGCGGGAGCUUUCUCGACAGCAGCGAUACCGCAGCACAGGCAGUGCGAUCGUAGAUGCGCUUCUCAAGGGCGAGUGCUCUGUCCCUUGUUACUAUACACUUGGGUCUGCGUAGGUUUUUUCUGGAAGCAUCACUCCCCACUCUCGUCGCGGGUGUCUGCUUCCUCAGGGUUUGCCCCUGACGGCAGGCGACGGAGAACUCGGAGGCUCGCGUUCUGCCCCUCUCACACGUGUCCUGUUUGUCGUGUCCAGUAUUCAAGGAGCCUCCGGCGUCCGUUUCUCUACACCCCUUGUUGGUCCUCCACUCGCAGGGCAAAGACGAUACUCAACGCGAGCACUGUUUCUUCUAUUUCUUCCUCGAAAAAGCGCGGCUCGGCACACAGUUCUGGUUGCUCUGCUCUUCUGUCCUUUUCUCAAGGUUCUUCAUUUGCCCCCUCGUGCUGCUUGUCUCCUUCCUCCUCGACAGAGGUAAACGGUCAUUCACCUUUUUUCAGUUUUUCAUUGGCUUCACCUACGGCGCGCCCCCACCACUGCUUGCUCUCCAAUUUCCGGGCUUCGUCGUCCCCUUCUUUCUCUCCGCUGUAUGGGAGAAAACUCGCGUUUUUUCUUCCAGGGCGACUCACGACAGAGGUCAGCAUGGUGGCAUCUCCUGCGUAUCAAGAGUUGUCUGGCGUCGCUCUCUCUUCUUCAGACUGGGGAGCGGGGGAGUGGGGAGAACCUUUUUCACCUUCUUCUUCCCGCCAAUCCUCUCCUUCUGACUCUCCCUGCUGCUACUUGAACUCUUCGUUUUCCUUCCAGUCCCCUAGUUUCCCUUUCCCCCCUCAAAAGCAGACGGAGACGAAUGCGUUGGCACCCGUCACGGCUCUCGCCACCAGUCUUUCGUCUUUCUCCUCUCUCGCUUCCGCCGACACCUUCGCGCCGGACGCUGCAGCCUCCGACAAGACAGCCGACACGUCGCCUUCCACCCAACGGUCUUCCCGGGAAUCCCCUGCUUCUCCUUUUCCCUGUCCACCUCUAUCCCACCCAGGAGGGAAAGGUUGUUUCUCCGCCUCGCGAGUGCUUCCUCUGCCGCUCAAACGCCUGCAUUUUGAUCAAGUUGACAGCACCCAAAAGUGGUGUCUGAGGAACUUGGAGACGCUCUGCAGCGUUCACGGCUUGUCUCCGUCGACGUGGGUCGCCGUUAGUGCUUCGCGCCAGACAGCAGCUGUAGGUACACGCGACAGCGUGACGCUCGAAGAGAAGAAGUGGAUCUCUCCGCCGAACAACGUGUCGGUCACUUACGUGAUUCCAUGGCCCAUUCGCCUCUCUUCGCGUUUGCUGAACUUCGCGCAAACUGCUGCAGUCGCGGUGUGCAAAGUUCUUGACGCGUACGGCCUUCGAGGGCAGAUCAAGUGGAUCAACGACGUGUUUGUAAAUGACAAGAAAAUAUGCGGUGUACUCUGCCACAAUCCGGCCUUUGUCCUUCCGUCUGCGUUGAUUUCCCCAGCUGUCUCUGCACCGAGAAGCGACGCGGUGGCGGCUGCGCUCGCUGCCUCCUCGUCUUCUUCAAAAACCCAAGGUUCUCCACCGGGCCUCCAGGCUCUGCAUGCACAGCUUGAAGGCGACAGCUAUUGGGCAGUGCUUGUAGGCGUUGGCAUCAAUGUGGAAAAGAAGCCUGAAGUCUCGGAGAUGGCAAUUGAGCAGGCGACGACGUCCAUAGCCGAGGAGCUGGAACGUGUGGGCGGAGAGCGAAAUCGGAACAGAAGCUCUUGUUCAGACGUGCUGAAAAAUGAAAUGUCGUCGCCUGAGACCGUUACUCAGUUUCCUGACUCUCAGGAAAAGACGCGCAUUUCCACCUCUGUUCGAGGGGCGCCUGUCGACGUGGGUGGCGUUGCGAGGGAAAAGGAAGGCGGAUACAUCGGAGCAGAGAGAAAACCAGACACCGAGGAAGGAACUUCUGGAACUUUUUGUGGACACUCUCUCUCGUCGACAGGACCUGGUUCGUCCUUUCUAAACCCGGAUGCGAUCCGCGCAUCUCUCGACACCCACAUGUACGAGAGUUUCAACAUCCUGCAGCGAGAGGGCUUCAAGGCCCUUCGGCCUUUCGUCCUCUCCCGCCUCGCGUGGCUAGGUGACUACGUGGAGCUUGAAGAGAAAGGUAGCCAGGCGUCUGCUUGGCCGACAGACCGAAGAAGUUGUCCAACGGAUUCAGAGGAAUCUGCCAGAGCAUAUGCUUCUGCUUGUGGAACAAGCAGGCACGGCGUCACGGGCAGCGAAGACGAUGAAAACGUUUUCACCGAUGUCGGUGAGUUGUCCGACGGCCUCGAGAGAAACACCGCAUGUGACACUCGGGAGUCAACUCCGGAAGGUUCAACUGCAGGUUCAGACAGGAGGAGGUUUUCGGCUGGCGAACGAGGGAGCGGUUUUCUCGCCACCGGCAUUCUGCAGGGUCUCGAUGAAGACGGGGCUCUCCUCAUUCGAAUGCCUGAUGGGAGGACGCAAAAGUUUGUCGGUGGUCAUCUUGUGAGGCCCUAAGCCCAGAUGCUUUGACUUGGCGGUUUUCUUGGGUCUGCGAAAAGAGUGAUGACUAGAUUUUGUUUUGGUCAAAGCCCUAAAAGUAAUGAGGAGGGUGUACACUGCUGUCGCAGAAGUUUUUUUACGCCGUUUUUGCCUCCGGGAAGGCAUUUGUGAAGUGUUUGUGUCUGCCCAGUGGGCAUUCCGGAUUCCGCAGAUGUUUUUUGUGCCUGGGGGCGUAAAAUAGCUUUCCGUUUUCUCCGAUUUCUCCCAGACUGAAUUUUCAGAAAUCUCUGCUGCUGAGAUGAUCUGUAAGGUGCUCUGUA
Toxoplasma gondii ME49 is the source of this 4250-nucleotide messenger RNA. RefSeq lists its product as hypothetical. The coding region runs from base 1237 to 3945 and encodes 902 amino acids. The transcript has a single exon. Gene Ontology annotation, molecular function: biotin--[biotin carboxyl-carrier protein] ligase activity. Gene Ontology annotation, cellular component: cytoplasm. The record is from RefSeq and is a predicted model, not a curated record. Lineage: Eukaryota; Apicomplexa; Conoidasida; Eucoccidiorida; Sarcocystidae.